GAAUACUAAUAUGGCGGGAGAGAACAUAAUAAGAAUAUCUUCAUAGGACCGAAGAAUACCAAGCUUGAUAUUCCUUAGAAUCUGCUACUAGCCGAUAUUUGUACAUUAAUUUGUCGAGAAACAACUUGAUUGUUUUGACAAUUAUUAGAAAAGAAAAUGGCUGAAAGUAGAGAUCAAGUUAAUAAUAACAAUGCAGCAACUGACUGUGAUGAUGAAGACAUUGAUUUAGCAAACACGGAAGAAAAUAAUUUGAAAUAUUUAAAACCAAUUCAAGAUGCAGACGAAAGACGUGAAAUCAGACAGAAUUAUAGAAAAUUGAUAGAAGAUCUUGAGAGAGAUAAACAUGAUUUAAUCAAUCCAGAAUCAGAUGAAUUAAAUGAAAGAUUGAAACAAGCUGAUGAAUAUUAUAAACCAGUUAAGAUGACAAGAGAAGCUGCCCUGGAUUCACAAGCCUUGGUGAUGAUAGCUAAUAUGGGUAGACAGAAAGCUCAGGCUUUAAACACAGAAUUUGUUAAAUUUCAACCUGUGGAAUUUGUUGAAAAAUUGAAAACAUUUGUCUGCGGAAAUGUGCUAGAAACUGGUACCAUUUCUACUGAAAAGUGGAGUACAUUAGGUGCAGCUGUACAACCAUUCUUUAAAAGAUCACCUCCUUUUAGAUUUAUGAAUGGAGCGUUUGAAAAAGGAGAAGUUGAUGUUCGUAAAGAAAGAGUGAAGAAAGUAAGAGAAAAAGACAGUGGUGUUGAUAAAGCUACUGUACCUAUACAAGUUCAGCGAGUACAAGAUACAGAUAAAAUGGAGGCUACUACAGCUGAAGUUGAAAGAAUAUACAAAAUUUUAGAAAAGUGCUAUGAAAAAACUAAAAAUAAUCCACUGUGUUAUUUUGAAUUUGUUACAAAUCCCCAUUCAUUUGGUCAAACAAUAGAAAAUAUAUUUUAUGUCUCAUUUCUAGUCAGGGAUGGUGUUCUUAAAAUAUCUUUAGAUGAAGAUAAACUUCCUGUUUUAGAACCAAUCAAAGAAAGUGACAAGAAAACAAAUAAAAAUGUUAAAAAUAAACAAGUUAUAAUAUCACUUUCACCUGCAGAAUGGAAGGAAGUGGUGAAAACAUUUAAUAUCACUGAGAGUGUGAUACCUCAUAGGAAAGCUGCUAAUGAAAAACGGUCGAAAUUAAAGAAAUAGACAUUAUUUGUUGAAUCAUGUUGUGUAAAAAACUCAUAUGGAUUAUGAUUCCAUAGACUCAUAAUUAUUAAAUAUAAGGAAAGAUAUUCUCUUAUUAUCAGUGACUUUAAUCUGUGAUGGAAAAUAAAGAUGGUUUGUUGAAUCUCGUACAGACAAAUUGUUGUUUUCUCUAUUGUCAAUUGCUUUUUGUGCAUUCUUAUUAAAAUCAGAUUACAAUUUUGUUUCGUCUCUAUUGUAAUUAAUGAAAUUGAUACCAAUGUCGCACACUGGUGACAAUUCAAGCUUAUUAUAGCAAACAAUCUGGUGCCAGUCUCCUACAAAUCAGAACCACCUUUACACGCAAGUAUCUGCAGACCUUGGUGUAAAUCUUCCAAGAUGACAAUGGAGACCGACAAAAAAUAAUAACAAAACCAAAUCAUAAUCUAAUUUUAAAUAGCUUUCUUUGUGUGCUAUCCUCCUCAGGCAAGAAACAAGUGGUCCUCCUAAAAGCUUUUCAUCAACAUAGCAUUUCAUGCAUUCUUUGCUUCUAGUCAAAGAGGGUGAUAUAAAAAUACAUUAACUACAAAAAUUCUAUUCUUAUUAUUAAACAAACCAAGAAAGAAACCAAUAAAUUUAAUGGUCUGUCUAUACACUGUUAAUUAACUUAUAAUAUAAAGAAAUUUAAGUUUUCGAAACAUUUCCUUUUAAGAGCUCUUCUUCUUGGAACCUCUGGUAAAAUAUUUAUACAAAAAAUAACAUCCAAUCACAGUUGCCACAGUUGAAUUUCUUCUACCUAUCAUAUCUCUAGAAUUGAAUCUGAAAAUUUUACUAGGAUCACCAUUUAUUGAUCCAGUUAAUCCAAAUAUUAUUCUUUCUCUCAUAGUUGCAUUAUUUUUAAUAAUGUAAUUAACCUCUUCAGCACCCAUUCUGAACUGGUAAUAAUGGAAAAAAACAAAUCUGAAGUUAGUAGUAUCAAGGUGACCGACUGGACUGUAAAG
Lottia gigantea (owl limpet) is the source of this 2153-nucleotide messenger RNA. RefSeq lists its product as hypothetical. Lineage: Eukaryota; Metazoa; Mollusca; Gastropoda; Lottiidae. The record is from RefSeq and is a predicted model, not a curated record. The coding region runs from base 157 to 1176 and encodes 339 amino acids. Gene Ontology annotation, biological process: DNA repair. The transcript has 12 exons. Gene Ontology annotation, cellular component: nucleus; Smc5-Smc6 complex.